Sparassis crispa is the source of this 10923-nucleotide messenger RNA. RefSeq names its product E3 ubiquitin-protein ligase ptr1. NCBI's taxonomy places the organism in Eukaryota, Fungi, Basidiomycota, Agaricomycetes, Polyporales, Sparassidaceae. The record is from RefSeq and is a predicted model, not a curated record. Gene Ontology annotation, molecular function: ubiquitin-protein transferase activity; protein binding. The transcript has 23 exons. The coding region runs from base 1 to 10923 and encodes 3640 amino acids. Gene Ontology annotation, biological process: proteasome-mediated ubiquitin-dependent protein catabolic process; protein polyubiquitination; positive regulation of protein catabolic process.
AUGAAGAUUAUACACAAGUCCAAGAGGGCCGUCCCUCCUCUACCUCAGGUUGCGGACUUGAUUAACAAGCUGCUCGAGACACCCGAAGAUGACUUGAACGAAGUCUUGGGCCAGAUUGACACUUGGAAAUGGCCGCGAUCUGAUCUCAAUGCUUGGACCAAGGUCUUGAACAAGUUCGACGCGAUCCUUGAAGAAGUCAUUCGUGACUACGAUAUCGACAACCUCCAGGUCACUGUACUCACUCCCCAGACCAAGAAGACUGUCUGUGAGAUCCUCAGAUUCGAGCGUUUAUUGUUGGAGAACUCCACGAACAGGAAGACCUUCAACUCUUACGACCGGCUGAACAGUCUCAUGUUCACAUCCGACCUUGAUGUGUUAAUUCUCGCAUUGAACCUUCUACUACGUCCAGCACAGCAGUACUCCGCUCAGCCUGCAGUACUACAUGCACUCAGCAUCUCGACACCCCGGCUUAUCUCUCUGGCAAAGAGGUGGCCCAACCUCCGCGAAUAUGAUAUCAAUUUGAUCGACUUGGUAGGUAACAAGGGCAGGCUACAGAUCGAGGCACUGCCCGACGAGGCACGAGAAGUCAACUUCACCUUCUACCGACAGCAUUCCUCCGGUGUGCAUUCUGGGAAAGAAAAGGAAAGGGCAUCCGAUGUGGAUGUCUUCGACUCUGUUACGCAGACGCUCAGUCGCAAGCCCGGCGCGCCUUCGUCAUCAGGUGCCCCUGCGUUAGCUGUUUCCUCAGGAGCCGUGAAUGUCCACAUCGACUGCAAGACGAUUGAGUCAAGAGAGCCCAUGGACGUUCUUGCCGAUACGGUCGAGGCCUAUUCUAUUCCGAGCUCUGAGAAGUUCGAACUUCUGUCUCGUAUUCGUGCAGCUCGAGCGCUGACGAAGACUUACGCGAACGAGCGCGACAAGCUUGUUACUGUCCGUCUCCUCUCGACCGCAAUCUUCGGACAUACACAUACGGAGUUACAGGCGCAGUCGAGUCUGCUGCUGUAUGAGCCUGAUCUGAUUACGCAUGUUGGCGAGCUUCUGCAGCUCGACCAGCAUGUGGAUUCUCAAGUCCAGGCUGCUGCCAUUGCCGCCCUCGAUGCGUUGGGACGAUACAGGAACAAGAUACAGGACGUUUUGACCGCUGUCAAUGCCGGCGUCAACCACGGUAUCCUGAUGGCAUUGUUGCGCAAGACGGUGGCCGAUGUGGCACAGCCAACCUCACCGCUGCCUCAGUCCUUCGUUGAGGGGCUGCUGUCUUUCGUGUCGUUCAUAGCGACACAUUCAUCUGGGGGAAAUAUGGUUGUUGGUGCCGGGUUGGUUCCCCUUCUGAUCCAGGUCAUUGAGAACAGACUGCCCAGUCGUCUCUACGUGGUUUCAAAGAUCAUGCAGUUGCUGGACAAUGUACUGUAUGGCUUUAACAACUCAUUCCAGUUGUUUUGCAACGCACGUGGGGUAGAGAUACUGGUGGAUAGGAUUGAGUGUGAAGUAGACUUGAAUCUAUCGCAAUUUGAGGGUGAGGAACAGACUGGUGAAGUCGUUGUUUCUUAUGGCAAACUCUCCGUUGCUCGCGCUGCAGUCCUCAAGCACCUAAUGCGAUCAAUCCAUCGGAUGAUGCAUUCGCCUGGAACGGCGGAAGGUCUCCGUGGUCUUCUAGAUUCUUCCCUUCUCAAGUCAGUGAAGAAGAUUAUGGAGCACCGCGACAUUUUCGGCCCUAGUGUACUCCCUAUCGCAAUCAACAUCAUGGCGACAUUUGUCCACAACGAGCCCACCUGUCUAUCUGUCAUUCAGGAGGCGGGUCUACCAGAAACGUUCUACAAAGUCGUUGACUCUGGGCUUGAGCCUGUGAUCGAGGUCAUCCAAGCGGUACCGAACGCCAUUGGAGCAUUGUGCUUGAACCAAGCAGGUCAAGAUCAACUUGCAACGCGGCCAUCCAUCAUACCUGGCUUAUUCUCCAUAUUCACUUCCGAGCGUCACCAGAGGGUUCUGCAAGACAAGGAGAACGCGGUGAUCGUCGGCACUGCAGUCGAGGAGCUCAUAAGGCAUCAUCCACUUCUGAAGGAAUCCGUCUUCACUGCCCUGAAAUCUACCAUGGCUCAAAUAGAAGAGAUGGGCAAGGCCUACGUUCCGCCGGAGGACAUUCGGCAUUGGUAUGAAUUAGUGCCGGUGACGUUAUCGUCAUCAUCGCCACCGUCGCCAGCUAGUCAAGGAGCGGUUGACUCCGAUGUUGUGAUGGAGUCUGUGGAAGCUGUGGAAGCUGCUUCUGAACCGCCGUCUCUACCUCCUGACACUGAUACCGUCCCGUCCGAGGAGCCAGCUAGCAAUCGUGACGAUAGUCAUUCCAGAGCGCACGACAAUAUCAUCAUCUCCUUCAUUGAUGUGUUCGGGAAGUUCCUCGAGGGCUUCUUCCAGCACGUUCCGCAUUGCAAAGAUUUCCUUGCAGACGCAGAAUGCCUUGAUCAGUUGGGGAGGCUUACUGCUCUUCCAUGCCUUCCAUACGAUUUUGCGAACAGUGUCGCCUCGGAUUCGUUGGUGCAAGUGAUUCGCACCAUGGCCGAAUCGGCCACAAGCGAGACCAUUAUGUUCCUCGUCAAGCUCGUCCACGAGACUAUGGAGAAUAACAAGGACUUCUGGGAACACAUGGAGGAACAGUCAAAGCUCCUAUCAAUGGUGGACAUUACUGGUGAGGAAGUCUCGAAGGCGAACGUUCGCUUGCGGAAGUUGGUCACCCUUCAUAUCCGGGUGUCCCUUCUCUCCGACAUCUAUGCGACUGCUGGUUAUGCACACGGAAGGGCAACCUCAGCUCUACUUCAGUCGUUGGUUGGCCCGUCCACGCCUACUAUUCUGCCUGAACUGGGAGCGUUGCACAGAACUUGUGUGUGGGAGAAUAUCGCACUCAAAGCUGCAUUAGCAUCUCAAGGCUUUGACGUUCCCAUCUCUUCAUUACCGUCUCUGGAUUCUUCAGCGCCUACACGUAUGGGUACACCUACGAUAUCUCAGGCGGACGCGGAUGCUGCAUCCACUGGUACGACGAAUGGAGUCCAAGGAGAGCAAGAGCAAUCUACUGCUUCAUCCAGUCGAGAGUCCACAAAGGAGGACAGUCCAAAAGAACAGAACGCCAAGGUAGUUAAGCAUCUCGCAUCUCAAAUCCCGAGUUCGUUGGCGCCGUUUUUCCAAGCUAUUGUGCGACUCCUCCAGACACGACGGGCCCCAGAUCCCACACAGAAGCAGAAAAUUCGGGAGACUGCUGUGGUUCUCGCCAAUGUCCUCCUUAAGCACGUCGAGCAGAAGGACUUUGGUGACAAGUUAUCUCUCUUUGCGUAUAACACUGUGAUGCUCGGUUUAACAACGAUCCUCCUUGUGGAUGAACGGACGACGCAGAAGACGCUACAUACCAUCCUCCUUUCCGUGUUCCAUCGUGUUGGAGGACUGGACGCUAUCUUUGGCCUUUGUCGCUCUUUCAUGCGUGCGAUCGAUGCAGUGAAUCUCGUUCCAGUCGACGACCGUUCAGACAUAGUUAAACAAGAGCUUGUGCACGCCUAUGGCGGUUUGAAGGUGGCCCUUCAUUUGCUCCAUCCAAUUGUGUCCGCCAAAGCGCUAUUCGAGUCGGCACAAACCUCCUCCGCAGUCACAGUGGACAAGAAGGCAUCUGAUCCUGACUACUUUGAACCCCACGACUUCUUCGUCAAGAUGAGGUUGGCGACUCUGCCACUCGUUCGCGAUCUGUGGGACGCUUCUUGGCUAGUUCCCGCUCCGCUCAGCGUCAGCAAGUCCGUCGUGCAGAUUGUCAUGGAGUUCCUCAAUGUCGAGGGUGAGGAGGUAAAGGAGCCUAGUGCUACCCCGUCCAUGGUGGUAGCUGGCGGCCUGUCAAUACCUCGAAUGACUGGUCCCGACGAAAACCGUAUCCGUCAAUUAGUUGACAUGGGCUUUCCAAGAUCCGCUGCGGAACGUGCCCUCACUCGCACUCGCAACAACAUUAAUGCUGCUACGGAGCUGUUACUCGCUCAUCCUCUUCCCUUCCCUCCUGACCCAGAACCUGAACCCGUAGCAGAGCAGGCUGCACCGAUAGCGGAUGCUGCUCCUGAAGAUGCCGCAGAAGGUGAAGUAGAUACUCAAGCCCCGGAGGUUCAAAGUUCUUCCGAGGAAGCCUCAGAACCUGUUCCUGAAACUCCAGCUACUCCUAUAAAGAGCCCUGAAGAAUGGUUACAGGAACUCAGCGCUGCCCGCUUCCCGUUGCUGGAAGGUAUUGGCAGACGAGCUCUGAAGCUUGUUGACGAGCAUCCAUCCUUGGUGUUUGAUGUUCAAAGGGUCUUUGUCGGGUCAUCCAAUCAAUAUCGCGACCAAUCUGUUCGCUGUCUGAUAGACGAUGUCAACGUGUUGUCGCCUUCUGCAUACGAUGUGCAGGAGCAGCCAAUGGCCGUCAGGUGCCGUCUACUUGCGUUAGUACUGAAUGACCCGUCUUCUCCGCUGUCGCAGCUUCCCGAAAGCGAUGCCAAGAACCUCAUGGAUGUUCUGCUUGCGCUUCUACUGUCAAAUCCUGUGUCUACGGAAGGCAACCAUCCUACUCUUGCUAAAUGGCUUGCAGCUCAUCUCCUGGUUGUUGAAGCUAUCUUGGUUAGUGGGGAUGAGCCUCGAACGAUAUCAUUACCAGCCGAGGACGAACCCAUUGUGCACGAUCCCAUCACGACUGGUCGCCGAUAUCCGGAGGCGCGGUCAAUGCUCUUUGACUUUUGCCUGCGGCUUCUUGCCUGUCCUAUUUUACCCAAGGAUGAGCUGAUCUCGUCGCUGAGGCUCUUCGUCCUUUUGACUCAAGAAAGGAAAAUGGCAGAAGAGUUUGUUCGACGUGAUGGUUUGGGACUGUUGUUCCAAUACCUCAAGGUCUCAGUGGGCACGCCAAGUGCAUCAGGUACCCAGUCAUAUAUCGCAAUCAUUCUCCGCCACGUUGUUGAGGAUGCGUCUACUUUGCAACAUAUCAUGCAUCACGAGAUCAAGAAGUUUUUCUCUCAGCCUCGAAACCGUGUGGUUGAGGUUGGCACCUUCGUUACCAGCUGCAAUGCACUAGCUCUCCGUGAUCCUGGUAUCUUCGUCCAGGUAACACACGAUCUGUGUAAGCUCUCCCAACCGUACUCCAGUGUCAAGACGAUUAGCCUUCUAGGAGAGAAGAAGCCCGAGGGACCCGUCGAACAUUCAAACGCUGUAGAUGCGAAGGAUAUUGGGAUGGAAGUAGAUGAGCCACCAACUGUGCACACCAACACGCCAUCCGGUUCGGUCGAAGCCCUCGUUCACUUCUUGAUCGCGGAACUGGUGAAGACUGUCAGAGCUGAACAUUCGCCUGAGGUAUCUAUAGCGGCCGAGCAAUCGAAGACCCGGGACGUUGAUCCUUCAGCAGCACAUGAAGGCCAACUCGCAUCGCAGUCGAUCUCCGGCGUAAAAGCUCCAACGGAAUCGUCUCGCCACCAGGAUGAAUACCUGUAUUCAUGCUUCUUGAUGCAAUGUCUCACCGAGCUUCUCUUUUCCUAUGAUCUUUGCAAGCUUGCCUUCUUGUCGUACAAUCCUAGGAGACGCACUCUGACACCUGCCAAAGAGACUGGAAAUAGACAUAGGACAGCCGCCAUUCAUUUUCUGCUUUCAGAUCUCAUGUCGUUCGGCACCAUUAACCCGCAACCUCCUGCUGAAGCAAGAAAGCAGAUUUUGCUAUGCAACUGGGCAAUGUCCGUGAUCGUUGCUCUUUGUGUGGAUACGUCUUCUACUCCGGACAGCAAGGACGUAGCUUCUGAUCUCGUCUCUGUUCGCAAGUUCGUCCUUGAAGCCAUCAGUCGAUCGUUGAAGGAUCUUCCGACAUCUGAGAAUACGGAAAGUCGUUAUAGUCGUCUUUUAGCCUUGGCAGAUCUCUGCUACCGCUUACUGACUGUCCGCUUCAAUGCCGGGCCACGGAAAGUGAACGAGGAGUCUCCCACACAUCUUGCAAAAAUCAUGUUGGAAAAGAAUUUCGUUGCGACACUUACAAACGCUCUGGCCGAAGUCGAUCUCAACUAUCCCAAUAUCAGAGGUGUUGUCACAUCAAUCCUUAGACCUCUUGAGUACUUGUCCAAAAUAGCAAUCAAGAUGAGCCGUGUUUCCGACAAGAGCAAAGAUAUUCCAGACGAAAGUGCCGAUAUGAUGGAUACUACACUAUCUGACGAAGAGGAGGCUCCAGAAGAGCACGAAGGUGACGAGACGCCCGAUCUGUAUCGUAACUCUUCCCUUGGAAUAUUUGGUGGAGAAAUGGAGGAUGUUCACUACGGCACCGAUAAUGACAUCGACGAAAACGCUGAAGAGGACGACGAAGAUGUGGAGAUGGAAUACGGUGAGGAGACGGGAAGUGAGGAUACGUCAAAUACGGAAGAUGACGUUGAAAACGACAUCGCCGACGAUCUCGAGAAUGAGACGGGAGAGUCAGAAGAAGAGGGGUGGCAAGACGACGAAGAAGAAGACGAGGACGAUCUCGUUGAGAACGACGAAGGCAACGAUGAAGAAGAAGAGGGUGAGGAUGAGGAGGAAGACGAAGGAGAGGUGAUGUGGCAGGAUAUCGCUGUUGGCGAAGAUGUGGCCGGCAACGUUGCAGAAGAGCCUGAUGAGGAGGAUGUUGGUGAUCCUGUACCUAUCAUGCAUGUGGACGCAGAUGAAGGAGACGUGGCGUCUGAAGAAGACGAAUAUGGCGACGAUCUGGGUAUUGUGGGUCCAGCUCCUACUGUAGCUGAAUUCUUUGAACUCCCUGCUGGGCUCGGCGUUAUUGCUGAUGGCCUGAUGAAUGCAAAUGCAGGCGACGGGCAGCCAAUGUUUUGGGCAGGAACCGUCCGUCCAGGUCGUCGACGUGGCAUUGUUGACGAUGAUUUAGAGGUGUUCGGGCGACCUCGAAAUGUAGUACCGUCAGCAUCCGACGCCAUAGUUCAUCCGUUACUACUUGAUCCUACCACUACUUCUUCCCGAGGUCCGGCAUCACUAUCAAGGAAUUCGCGCCGAAUGCAGAGGAAUAUGUUGACUCCCAGCAACCCCGAGGAUAUAUGGCAGACUAUCGAGAAUGCCAUUGGCGAAGGCGCGGUACACUUCUUUCAACAUUUGCGUGGAAGUGGGGUGUUCGGGGAAACAAUACGCAUAGACGUCCCUCCCGAUGCUUUUGGUGCGCCUCACCGACACGGCCGCAACGCCAUAGCUGCUUCUAUCCGAUUGGAGAGAGCGCCUCGGCCCGGAGAAGGAAGAUCCGAUGGUCGCAGCUUUGAUCCGCUUCUCACCAUGCAGCGAUGGUUGGAAGAGGUCAGAAUGUUGCACGGCAGGUUUGAGCAAAGUCGCUUGUCAAGAUUGGCCAACCACGUUGUUUCUACCCUCCUACCGGUUGCCGUGGAAGCGUUGAGACAGGCAAGAAUCGCGGAAGAGGAUGAACUUUCGAGACAACGAGAAGCUCAGGCUGAGGAGACGGCAAGAGAGGCAGCAAGAGAAAAGGAAGAGGCUGAUAAGGCGAAAGAGGAGGUAAACAGUCAGCCUGAUAGUGUGCCAGAGGCUGCGUCUACAUCCGAGGCUCCGGAGACAGCAAUUUCAACAGAGCAAGGCCAGGUAACGCUGGAUACAGAUGCAGAGAUGGCAGAUGCCUCAAACGACGACGAUACAGCUCAUGAUGAAGAGCCUGCCGCAGAAGCUAGCUCGUCCAAUGCUCCCGAGCGGGUGACCGUUGUCAUUCAUGGCAAUCCAGUUGAUAUCACAGACACAGGCAUCGACCCUACAUUCCUUGAAGCUCUGCCUGACGAUAUGCGAGAGGAGGUUCUUAAUCAGCAUGUUCGCGACCAGCGUGCUGCUCGAGUUGAACGUCCUGCAGAUUCGCAGAUCAGCCCGGAAUUCCUUGAUGCCCUACCACCUGAUAUUCGGGCAGAGAUUCUUCAACAGGAAAGUAUGGAACACGCCCGACAACGCGUCGAACAAGCUGCAGCUCAGCAGGGCGCUGCUGGUGUUCCAGCAGAUAUUGACCCUGCCAGCUUCAUCGCUAGUCUGGAACCCCAACUUCGACAAGUUGUCUUGAUGGAUUCUGAUGACGUCUUCAUCCAGAGCCUUCCUUCGCACAUGGUGGCUGAAGCUGGUAUUCAUCGGGACAAUGCUCGCGCUUCACGCGCCCAUCUGGUAUCCCGUAGAGAGGGAGGCUCCGCCCCUUCCCUUCCUCAAGGAGGACCGCAUAAAUCGACGGCUCAACGCGACGCCAUUCAAUUAUUAGACAAGGCCGGCAUUGCGGUCCUCGUGCGCCUCCUCUUCUUCCCUAAUGUGUUGAAGAAGAAUCUCCUCUUCAAGGUGUUGGUCAACAUCUGCGAAAAUGCCAAGACACGGACGGAUCUCUUCAAUCUUCUUCUUAGUAUCCUUCAGGAUGGUUCUGGGGAUCUCACAUCUAUCGAUAAGAGUUUCGCACAGAUGUCUUUCCGCAAUUCGAAGCAAUCGACCCAGCAAACUCCGAAAGCAAUAGGGAAACAACGUGCCGCAUCAGAUUAUCUCGGGGCCUUUUCAUUACCCCAGAAUGAAUUCGUUCCAGAGCUCAUCGUUCAACGGUGUCUCGAAGCGCUUACCUUCAUUGUCAGCUCGAACGAACUUUCCUCUUUAUUCUUCCUCACAGAGCAUGAGUUAUCUCUCGGACUGCGACGUAGCGUGUCCAAGAAGGGGAAGGGGAAGGAGAAACAGGUUCCUCAAACCCAUUACCCCGUUGUCUUGUUGCUGAGUCUGUUGGACCGGCAAUCUAUCCUGAAGACACCUUCAAUUGUCGAAUCGGUCGUAGCUCUCCUGGCUACAGUAACACGACCCCUUGCAAGCCUCAAGGACCAGGGCAAGAGCAAGAGUGAAGCUGAAGCCGGUCCCUCUCCUGUCCCUGCCCCUUCUGCUGAGCAGCCUCUGCCUACCACUUCUACUACAGAUGUUCAGGCCACACAACCGAACGCGAAUGUCUCAGUGGAGCCAGCUGUUCAAGAUCAGAGCGGAUCUUCUCCUAGCACAGAAGAGAAAGUCCUCCUUGCGAAUCCUCCCGUCAUCCCUCAUGCAGUACUGCGAUUCAUUGUUAACAUCUUGACGGCUGGUGAAUGUUCCGGGCGCACAUUCUCUCAGAGCUUGGGUCUUAUCCAGCACCUUUCUUAUGUCCCCGAUACUCGAGACGUCAUCGCUAGCGAGCUACGUUCGAAAGCACAAGAAUUUGGGCAGAGUCUCUACACAACUCUGGACGAGCUUGCCACAGCACUGCAUGAGUCACAAGGGGAUGUUCUUGCUAGCUCAAUAGCAUCCAAGUUCUCGCCAGCUUCAUCCGAUCAGGCGAAGCUACUACGAGUAUUGAAAACCAUUGAUUACAUGUAUUCCUCUAAAUCUGUCAGUCUGCCAAGUGCUGCCGCUGGCGAGGGGGACGGCGAUGUGGAGAAAGUGCAAGCAAUCUACGAGGGUUUCCGCUUUACCACAUUGUGGCGGCGUCUUGGGGAUUGUCUUUCUGUGAUCGAAGAAAAGCCGGAGAUGGAACACAUCGCUACAGUAUUGCUGCCAUUGAUCGAGUCCCUAAUGGUGGUCUGCAAGUAUGUUGGAUCGAAGGCAACCCCUGGCGGGGUAACUCGCAUGCCACGAGCAUCCGCCUCUCCCAGAUCCCCCACGACUACUCGCGAAUCGAUGGAAGAAUUGUUCGUAACAUUCACCGAUGCUCAUAGAAAGGUUCUCAACCUAAUGGUGCGCAACAAUCCUUCGUUGAUGAGUGGAUCGUUCUCGUUGUUGGUCCACAACCCCCGUGUUUUGGAUUUCGACAACAAGAGGAAUUACUUCAAUCAGCAGCUCCAUCGACGUCCACACACCCGGGAUCAUCAUACUACCUUGCAACUGAACGUUCGCCGUCAGCGCGUCUUCGAGGAUAGUUUCCAGCAUCUCCAACGCAAGACCGGAGAUCAGAUUAAGUAUGGGAAGCUCAGUAUCCGCUUCUACGACGAGGAAGGUGUCGAUGCAGGUGGUGUGACGAGAGAGUGGUUCCAAAUUCUGGCGCGACAGAUGUUUGACCCAAAUUACGCGUUGUUCCAGCCGUGCGCAGCGGACAGGCUUACAUACCAACCCAACAAAGCGUCCUGGGUAAACCCCGAACACCUUUCAUUCUUCAAGUUCGUUGGGCGUGUCAUUGGAAAAGCGAUCUAUGACGGACGUCUUCUCGAUGCGUACUUCGCUCGGAGCUUGUACCGCCAGAUCCUCGGAAAGCCUGUUGACUAUCGAGACGUUGAGUGGGUGGAUCCGGAGUAUUACAACUCUCUUUGCUGGAUCCUCGAGAAUGAUCCCAGUGCGCUCGAGUUGACUUUCAGCGUUGAAGCUGAUGAGUUCGGCGUAACCAAGAUUGUCGAUCUGAAGGAGAACGGCUCUUCGAUCCCCGUGACGCAGGAAAACAAGCGCGAAUUCGUGCAAUUAUCCGCGCAAUAUCGACUAUAUUCCUCCAUCAAGGAUCAGAUCGAGUCGCUCCUCACUGGAUUCUACGAGAUCAUCCCCAAAGAACUCAUCUCCAUAUUCAACGAACAAGAGCUAGAGCUCCUCAUCUCAGGCACACCGGACAUCGACGUUGAUGAAUGGCGCUCAGCGACGGAGUACAACGGCUACACUAGUUCUGACCCUGUCAUCGUCUGGUGGUGGCGCGCCCUGAAAUCCUUCAAUCGUGAAGAGCGAGCGAAGGUUCUCAGCUUUGCCACGGGUACAUCGCGCGUUCCCCUCGGUGGUUUUGUGGACUUGCAGGGUGUGCAAGGCGUGCAGAGGUUCUCCAUCCACCGUGCGUACGGUGAUACCGACCGACUACCGCAAGCCCAUACAUGUUUCAACCAGAUUGAUCUACCACAGUAUUCCUCGUAUGAGAUGCUUCGACAGCAGCUCCUGCUUGCAAUCAACGAGGGUGGAGAAGGCUUCGGAUUUGCAUAA